Metarhizium brunneum ARSEF 3297 is the source of this 1110-nucleotide messenger RNA. RefSeq lists its product as uncharacterized. The record is from RefSeq and is a predicted model, not a curated record. Gene Ontology annotation, molecular function: tRNA-guanosine(34) queuine transglycosylase activity. Lineage: Eukaryota; Fungi; Ascomycota; Sordariomycetes; Hypocreales; Clavicipitaceae. Gene Ontology annotation, cellular component: cytosol.
AUGUUCAUGCCUGUAGCUACUCAAGCUUCUCUCAAGGGCAUCACUCCUCAACAGCUAGAAGAGACUGGCUGCAGACUAUGUCUUAACAAUACAUAUCACCUGGGACUGAAGCCAGGCCAGGAGGUUCUUGACGCCAUUGGUGGCGCACACAAAUUUCAGGGCUGGAAACAUAAUCUGUUAACAGAUAGUGGAGGUUUCCAGAUGGUCAGUUUGUUAAAGCUGGCAAAGAUCACUGAGGAAGGCGUCCGCUUUCUGAGCCCACACGAUGGAUCUCCUAUGCUCCUCACACCGGAACACUCAAUAUCCCUGCAAAACACUAUAGGAAGCGAUAUCAUUAUGCAGCUUGACGACGUGUUGGUCACGACUUCACCAGACAAGGUUCGGAUGCGUGAAGCAAUGGAACGCAGUGUACGCUGGUUGGACAGAUGCAUAACAGCGCACAAAAAACCUGACAGCCAGAACCUAUUCUGUAUCAUACAAGGCGGUUUGGACCUGGAGAUGCGAAGAGAAUGUUGUAAGGAGAUGCUGGCUCGGAAUACGCCUGGUAUCGCGAUUGGUGGACUGAGUGGCGGAGAGGCAAAGGCUGAUUAUUGCCGUGUCGUCGAAGCAUGCACGGCCCUCUUACCAGACCUGAAGCCUAGAUAUGUCAUGGGGAUCGGAUAUCCUGAGGAUCUGGUUGUCAGCGUAGCUCUUGGAGCCGACAUGUUUGACUGUGUUUGGCCGACUCGAACAGCCCGAUUUGGCAACGCCAUUACAAAGCAUGGCGUCUUGAACAUUCGAAAUGCCAAGUAUGCAAACGACUUUGGGCCGAUAGAACCUGGUUGUGAAUGCAUGUGCUGCAGGCAAGGAGAGGGCGGCAUGGGCAUCACCAGAGCAUAUGUCCAUCACAAUACGUCCAAAGAGACUGUUUCGGCGCAUUUGCUGACGAUGCACAAUGUUUGGUAUCAGCUGAAUUUGAUGAGGGAGGUACGGCAGGCGAUCAUCGAAGAUCGGUUUCCGGCAUAUAUUCGACAGUUCUUCGCGGACCUGUACGAAAGCAAGACUGAUUAUCCCGACUGGGCGGUGGAAGCAUUGAAGCAAGUGAGCGUAGAUUUGACGGUAGAAGGUUAA